Molecule: messenger RNA, 2349 nt
Organism: Cydia pomonella (codling moth)
Lineage: Eukaryota; Metazoa; Arthropoda; Insecta; Lepidoptera; Tortricidae
Exons: 2
Coding region: 61-1047 (328 amino acids)
Biological process (GO): regulation of transcription by RNA polymerase II
Cellular component (GO): nucleus; transcription regulator complex
Molecular function (GO): DNA binding
Source: RefSeq, a predicted model, not a curated record
ACAUCGGACAUCCCUACUUUUUGUCAAAACGGUUGUCAAAGCGUACUAACCGACUAAAUUAUGUAUAUUGUUUCCGGCAUGUUUUCGGCUAUUUCAAAACAUGUUUUCAAUUUAGUUGUAUUACAUUUGCUGUCCGUUAUGUUGACAAGUGAAAGUAACAAAGUAUGGAAUGUAGCAAUUGUAGCUUCCCGAUUAAAAAUGGGUUCGUUCACAGACGCCGAGGAAGAAAAAUUAAUAAAAAUGGUUAUAUCUAAUGAUAUAUUAUAUAAUGCGUCCCAUGUAAAUUAUAAAAGUAAUUUAAUUAAGGACAAUGUGUGGAAGGAGAUCGGCAAGGAGUUGAACAGAAAUGGUGGAGACUGUAAAAAGAAAUGGAAAUGCAUAAGAGACACCUACCAUAGAUAUAAAAAGAAAAUAAAAGUUACUGGUGCUGUUCCAAAACAAACGAAAGAUAGGAGGCAUAUUUUAUUAUCUUUUCUGGAUAGUUUUCCUCCUCAACCGAGAUCAGGAGGAACAGGUUGGAGCGGAGGUAACCAAGAAUUAUUGGAGGAAGAAAAUCAUUGGCAAGCGGGAGAAAUACAGAAUGCUACGGAAGUAAGUAAUGAUUCAGACGCACAUAUGUUAAUGCCUGAUAUAAUUAUAAAAGAAGAAUACAAUGAAUCGGAUGUCCAAAUGUUUGGUAUUUCAGAAAGUAAUAGCAUAGAUGCAACACCUCAGAAAAAAAUACUAAAACGGACAAAUAGUGAUGACCACAGUUUCCAAGAAAGGGACAAAGUACAGAGUACCUUAUUUAAAACCAAUAGAAAGAAAGGAGAUGACAUAGACUUGUUUUGUCGCCAUCUUGAAGAAGUGUUGCGGAAUCUACCUCCAAUAGAGAAGGCAAAAGCAAAACUGGAGAUGAAUAAUAUCCUGUCAAAAUAUGAGAUUUUGGUUGCAACUAAGUUUGAAAGAUUGAGUUAUACAUCAGUGUUAAAUUUUUCAACAGAUUUAGAUUCGACAUCUGUAGACAACUCAUAUUCAGAUAUGCAAAACAAUGAUCAAACAGAUUAACCCGUCAUAUAUGUGUGGUCGUCCAAUUCGUGGGUUAAAAUCUGGGUUGAGCUGUAUUGAAAAAUUGUUCUCCAAAAAAGGCAAAAAGAUAACUAAAAAUUCGACCAGUACCCUUAUCAUACACAGACAGGAGGUUAAAACCUUUUAACCAUCAUAGAUAGAGCAUGCUCAUGUUGCGUACAAAGUAUCAGUCUUAUGAGCCUGUUGCGAAAUGAGCCGUAAAUGUUAAAGGGUUAAGUAAUAUGGAGAUAAAGAUUUACAUAGAAUCUCCUAUGCCUAUUCUGCUUGUUGUUUGAAGCUACAAGAAUAGCCAGGACUAGAUGAAGAUAGAUGAUUCAAAAGAUGCCCCUUCAAAACCAAAAACAUGGACUCUUGAGUCCACGUUUUCACUUUUUCGGUUCACGGAAUGGCUGGGAGCUUACGAAAUGUAGUACCACAAUACAUAAUAGUACAACGUACAGAAGGUUCACUCUCUAAAAACGCAUCUAUCAUGACAGAUGUGUCCGCAAGGUGGCGCAAGCGCGGGCAGACGUCCGUUCUGUAGCGGUGCGCGGCAACCACUACUGCUAGACACCAACAUUGGUGCUGGCCGUAUGUACUUGUAGCAUCGCUAGUUCGCGACGAAAUCGCGGAGUGAGCCACGUAUGGCGAUGCUGGCAUAUAGAGAAAAUUAGCCUGACUAAGAAAAAAUAAAAUGAAUAUUAUCCUUAACUGAAUGUCGAGAAGUCAUGAAAAUAACCGAUAAUGAAAUCGUGAGGAAUGAUGUAAGGACAGCUUUUACAAUAUUGUAAUGAAUGGCCACCUUAUUGUGCUCGCGACACAGCAUGACAAACCAUGGGGCCGCCCCAUAAAGAAUAAAUAAUAGUACUACUUUACAGAAAGGAAACUAACUACAAAACUGAAGUUUGAAAGCCAUUCAGAGACAAAUCGCGUUGUCGGCUUCUAAUGUAUGGCAUUGUCCCUUAGUGUUGGCCAACACUGCUAUCCCUUUCGGCUAUUUAGGAAUGUCAAAAUUUAAGUCAUUAUCUUAUCUGUGGUUGUGCACGCAAAGGAACAUCAAGUUGCCAACCCUAAUAAUUGCUUGUAGCAUUGCUGAGCCGAACGGAUCCGAUGACGCCCGAACCCGCCCGUAGCUGUUGACAUUCCCCGCGUGAUCUGCUAGAAAUCUGACCAUGCAUUGAUUAAGGGAAUCUUGACACGAAAGGAGAAGAGAGAAGCUAAGAAAAAUGUCACCUGUGUUGACAAAUUAAGAAAUAAUAUAUGUAUGUAUACAAUGCAAGAAAAGUUUUUUUUUUACUUUAA